AGGCGCAGCUCUACUCUCUCAGGCUCGAACCUUCCCGGCGUGUUCCUUCCGCUGCGCUGCCGCUGCGCGCGCAGAGGACGCGCGCCGAGAGAGGCGCUACAUGGUCGACUUCAAUGAGAGCGAGGGCGAGUCGGCUUUCUUGGUUGUGAGAUCAACAAAGGGGGUCUGGUUCGACAACCCCCACGUGUUCCAUCGGAGCCUCGCAAAGGUGCCAAUCAGCUUUUGUUUCGCGGAGGGGGCCCAGGUUCAGACCGAGCUCGGGCCAACGGCUUCCGUCAAGGUCGGUGGCUACUUCGCUUCCAGUGCGGAGUAUGAGGAGUGGUAUCAGCGCCGCCGCGCGAGCCUGACGCUGCCGCCUUCGCUCGGAGCUGAGGCGUGCGGCGUCAACGACGACGUCGUCGUGAAGGAGGAGGCCGUCGCCGGGGAAGCCGCCUCCGACGAGGCCGUCGUCGCCGAGGAGUCCGCCGCCGAGGAGGCGACCACCAAGUCCACCGCCACCGAGGUGUCCGCCAGCGCGGAGGCAGUCGCCGAGGAGGCGCCCGUCGCCGAGGAGGUCGUCGCCGAGGAGGCUGCCAAGGAGGUCGAGAAGCCGGCCAAGACCGUUUCCAACACGCCCGACCCAACGGAGCGGGCCGACCGGUCAAUGGUCGUGGAGGACAGCUUCUACGCCUCCAAGCCGGCCUACACCAUCUCUCCGCCGAACGAGCCCCUGGAGCAGGUCUCCUACAUGCGGCAGGACGCGAGCGUCGAGUGCGGCACCGACGAUCACGAGUCGAUCAAGAAUCUCGCCGUCGGCUUCAUCGUCCUCUGGCCGGUCGGCUCGCUGGUCCUCUUCACGUCGCUCCUCGCCGCCUGCUACAAGCCGCUGCAGGCCAAGUCGCCGAACGCUCUGACGCGGGCCACCGCCUUCCUCCACCGGGAGUACGAGAAGACCUGGUACUGGUGGGAGGCGGUCGAGCUGGCGCGCAAGCUCGUGCUCACGGGCUUCGUGCUGCUGAUCCCGGAGAAGAACGCCUUCCUUCGCCUCGUGGUGGCGACCCUCGUCUGCUCGUGCUACGCCGUCGUGCUUGCCGUCGUGCGGCCGUACAAGCGGGUCGAGGACAACGUGCUAGCCGUCGCCACAAGCCUCGCGCUCCUCCUCCUCUUCCUCGGCACCAACUGGACCACCAUCUUUCUCGGCAUCGAGGAGCGGUACCAGGAAGCCGACCCCGCCGAUGUCCUCGGCUUUGGCAAGCUCAAUGCGAUCGUGGACACGAUGAUCGGCCUCGUCGUUUUUGCGCUCGUGGUCUUCUUAAUCGGUGCCGUCGUCGCCGCCCGUCGCGUCGCCAAGGUCCCCACAGUCCGUCUCGUCUCGACCAAGCAGCCCCCCGAGCUGAGCAUCGGGACCGGCAUCACGUGGCACCUGUUCCUCUCGCACAUCUGGUCGACCGGUCAAGACGCCGUCGGAAACAUUAAGAGUGAGCUCCAGCUUCUGGUGCCGGGCCUCAAGAUCUUUCUCGACGUAGAUGAUCUCAAGGAUAUUGGGUCGCUGGAGGAGUACAUCCAGCACUCGCAAAUGAUCCUCUUCUUCCUCUCGUGUGGCUACUUCCGCUCCAAGGCGCGCUCUCGCCGCCCUAACUGCCUCCGCGAGAUCCGCUCGUCGCUCGAGCAGAGCAAGCCGAUCGUCCUCGUCCAAGAGGCGGACCCUGCAAAGGGCGGCGCGACGUUGCAGGCGCUGCGCGACGAGUGCCCCGAGGACCUGCAGCCCGACAUCUUUGAAAAGGGCUGGGCGCACACCAUCUACAUGCGAAUCCAGGAGUUCCAGCGCGUCUCGCUCAAGACCAUCAUCGAGGCGGUGCUCCUCUGCUCGCCAAACUACGUGAACCAGAGCUCCCUCCCGCUCUGCGUGCCGGGCGAGCCCGAGAGCCAGUUGCUCGCCUUUGCCAAGGAGACCAUGCUCUGGGCCUCGCCGGCCAAUGCGGGCGCACAGGUCUUGGCUGACGAGAUUGCCACCACUUUUGCCGGUCUCACGAUCUCCACCGCCGAUGCUCGGCCGGCCACCGUCACGCACAUGCUGCUCUACCUCAACGAGGACAGCUUCAGCGACGAGCGGCUGGCCGAGCAGGUCAAGCAGGCGCGCCAGGACAGGCUGAAGAUCGUCAUGGCGCACGAGAACGACCCGGACCUCGGCGGCUGCCAGUUCUCGAGGUUUUUCGAAGUCACCCCGCAGGAGCGGGCUGGGGAGCUCAUCGCCGACGGACUCUACAAGGACCUCGCGCGCCCGUGCUUCCCGGGGCGCCACCACCCGGUGUCGCUCGCGCUUCUGGCAAAGGACCUCGGCGCGACUCCCGCUCGGUCGCGGGCGGAGCUCCUCGUCUCGGGCAGCAUCGCCGAAGCAGGGGACCUCAUUUCCGGUGGCAUUGGCGAGGGCAGCACCAGCGUCGCAAGCGUGAGCCGCCUCUCGGCCAGCAUCGCCGAGCACGCCAGCCGGCUCUUCCUCAAGAUCAGCCGCCGCAGCUCUGCGACGGCAACCACCGCGGGCGACGGCUCUGGAGGCGAGGCGACGGUCUCGGUGGACUCGGUGGAGCCGGCGGCCUCGGCGGAGGCGGCGCAGGAGCAUGUCUGACUUUGGCGGCCGCACUCACGGCAGACGCCACAGCACACAGACGCCAUCUCUUGAGCAAUUCACAUGAGCAUGAGCAGGGGCGCCAGCGACCCGCCGGGGAGGAGGGGUGGGAGGCGUUUGUGGGAGGCGUUUGCCGCGUCGGCGAUCCCCACGGGACGGGGUCCAUAUCCGCCGCACACUCUCGCAGUGAUGGGGGCCUUCGCGCAGCGGUGUGCUGCGCGGCGCGCCUUCCUUCUCUAGAGCGGAGAGGCGUAGUGUGGGGGAAGGAGUUAGGGAGGGGGAUGAUGCACAGCGAGGCGCCGUGGCCGUAGUUGCCUGCGAGGCGUCUCUCUCGCGCGCGCCGGCCAGCUGGCGGGCGGCCAGCGCUGGGGUCCUAGAUUGGGAAGGGUUGAGGCAGAGGGGAGACGAAGAGGGUGCUGCGUGCGCACACCGCGCGUCGUUGCAUGUGUGUACUUGAGCGUGCCCCGCGGGAGGUCUCCC
Molecule: messenger RNA, 3085 nt
Organism: Emiliania huxleyi CCMP1516
Lineage: Eukaryota; Haptophyta; Isochrysidales; Noelaerhabdaceae
Exons: 12
Coding region: 101-2605 (834 amino acids)
Source: RefSeq, a predicted model, not a curated record